Dufourea novaeangliae is the source of this 1136-nucleotide messenger RNA. It is a transcript of the gene Rab14, whose product is annotated as ras-related protein Rab-14. The record is from RefSeq and is a predicted model, not a curated record. The transcript is spliced from 7 exons. Gene Ontology annotation, molecular function: GTPase activity; GTP binding. NCBI's taxonomy places the organism in Eukaryota, Metazoa, Arthropoda, Insecta, Hymenoptera, Halictidae. Gene Ontology annotation, cellular component: phagocytic vesicle; recycling endosome; trans-Golgi network. The coding region runs from base 299 to 955 and encodes 218 amino acids. Gene Ontology annotation, biological process: phagosome maturation; endocytic recycling; defense response to bacterium.
UGUGUCGUACUGUUAAAGGUUCAAGCUUAACAUAUGGGUGUGAGUCAAUACGUCGAACAACUAGAAAAUCAGUGACAGGUGGUUUGACGUUUAUUCGCCGCCAUCGUUAUUAACGACAGUGACCUGCCAUAUUGCGCGUGAUAUAAAGAACUGUAAUACAUUUACGUUAUUAACGUUGAUAUUUUGUACUUUUUGUACGGGUGCCUGUUGUUUAUGUAUCACCAACAAUUUCAGGAAACUCCUGCAACUCGACUAUAGGAAUACAUUUCACGCAUAGUUAGCUGCAAAACGGCACAAAAUGUCAACUGGUCCUUACAAUUACUCUUAUAUCUUUAAGUAUAUCAUCAUAGGAGACAUGGGAGUAGGAAAAUCCUGUUUAUUGCAUCAAUUUACAGAGAAGAAAUUUAUGGCAGAUUGCCCACAUACUAUUGGUGUCGAGUUUGGGACAAGAAUCAUUGAAGUGGCAGGGCAGAAAAUAAAAUUACAAAUAUGGGAUACUGCUGGACAAGAACGUUUUCGAGCAGUUACAAGAUCUUAUUAUCGAGGUGCAGCCGGAGCAUUAAUGGUUUACGACAGUACUCGUCGUUCAACUUAUAAUCAUCUCAGCAGCUGGCUUACAGAUACAAGGAAUUUAACGAAUCCAAGCACUGUUAUAUUUUUAAUCGGUAACAAAAGUGACUUGGAAGGUCAGAGGGACGUCACCUAUGAAGAAGCAAAGCAGUUCGCAGAUGAAAAUGGUCUAAUGUUUGUAGAGGCUAGUGCAAAGACAGGACAUAACGUUGAAGAAGCCUUUCUGGAAACAGCAAAGAAAAUAUUCCAAAGCAUACAAGAUGGACGUUUGGACUUGAACGCAGCAGAGUCUGGAGUUCAACACAAUCCUAGUCAACCGGGACGUACCAAUCUUCAAGGUGUAUCUAAUGAACAGCAGGGUGGAAAGGAUUCUUGCUCCUGUUAGGUCUUUAUUUGUUUGUAUAUAGAUACAUGAAAUCAUCGGUACUAUUAUUGCAUAUAUGAUUUAUACUAAGUAUAGCAAGCAAAUAGUCUGCUAUCUUUAUGCCUUAACGUUUGAUAAGUCAUAUCUACUUAACGCAUAUCAAUUCCUUUCUGGUUACAAUUAAUUUACAGGAAAACAUAUA